Messenger RNA from Ficedula albicollis (Collared flycatcher), 2619 nucleotides. It is a transcript of the gene GPR174, whose product is annotated as G protein-coupled receptor 174. The record is from RefSeq and is a predicted model, not a curated record. The coding region runs from base 392 to 1366 and encodes 324 amino acids. The transcript has 2 exons. Gene Ontology annotation, molecular function: G protein-coupled receptor activity. Gene Ontology annotation, biological process: phospholipase C-activating G protein-coupled receptor signaling pathway; positive regulation of Rho protein signal transduction. Gene Ontology annotation, cellular component: membrane. Lineage: Eukaryota; Metazoa; Chordata; Aves; Passeriformes; Muscicapidae.
AAGAAAAACACAAGAGAGGUGCCAGGCACAGCCCAGGAGGCUGUGAGGCCACGCCAGUUGUUGAACCCCUGUGUUGAGAGAAGAGGCUGAAAUGCCACCCAAAAGGUGACAGGGACCCAGCUCCAGUGAGGAAUUGUCCCCUUGGGCUCACAGUGAUGCUUUUCCAGGUGUGCCCACCCUGCAGGUGACCCCAGGAGCUCAGAGCAUGAGCAGGGCAGGAGGGCAGGACUGGAAUUAACUCCUCCCUUGCCAGAACCCCCCAGGAUGAGCUGGUGAGCAGAGCCUCCCCACGGAUCCCAGGGCUGGAUGGUUCCCUUUGGAUGCUGAGGCCACCCUGGCUGCAGGACAGGCGGGAUGGACGAGCUAUGAUGCACAAAAGUGGAGAACAGCCAUGAACAACAGCUCCUACUGCAGUGACACAAACCUCAAACCCUACUACGCCGUCACCUACACGGUGAUCCUGAUCCCUGGGCUCAUCGGGAACACCCUGGCCCUGUGGGUCUUCUAUGGCUACAUGAGAGAGACCAAAAGGGCCGUGAUAUUCAUGAUCAAUUUAGCCAUUGCUGACUUGUCACAGGUGCUGUCCUUGCCCCUGAGGAUUUUUUACUACCUGACAGGCACGUGGGAGUUCGGAGGGGGUCUCUGCAUGCUCUGCUUCUACCUGAAGUACGUCAACAUGUACGCCAGCAUCUACUUCUUGGUGUGCAUCAGCGUGAGGAGGUACCUGUUCCUCAUGCACCCCUUCAAGUUCAGUGACUGCAGGCGUGUCUGUGAUGUCUACAUCAGCAUCGUGGGCUGGGUCGUGGUCUGCGUGGGCUGCCUGCCUUUCCCACUCCUCAGGAUGCAGCACCAGCAGGAUACAAACUCCUGCUUUGCGGAUCUUCCCAUCAAAAAGCUCGACCUGCCCACCUCCAUCACGCUGAUGACCAUAGGGGAGCUGGUGGGGUUCGUGACCCCCCUGCUCAUCAUCCUGUACUGCUCCUGGAAGACAAUCCUGUCCCUCAGAGAGAGGCACUCUGCUUCCCGGGACCUGGGCGAGAAGAAGAAGGCUUUGAAGAUGAUCCUGACCUGCGCCCUGGUGUUCCUGAUCUGCUUUGCCCCUUACCACAUCAGCUUCCCUCUGGAUUUCUUCGUGAAAACGGGGCAGAUCCGGGCGGGCUGCGUGCCCAUCUCGCUGUUCCACGCCGUGGCUCUGUGCCUGGCCAGCCUCAACUCCUGCGUGGAUCCCGUCAUCUACUACUUCACCACGGACGAGUUCAGGAGGCGCCUGUCCCGGCAGGAGCUGCAGGACAGCAUCCAGCUGCAGCUCAGCUCGGGCAGGAGGCACUCCAGGGAUGUGCUCAGGGAGGACACCACGGAAUGCUAGAGCUGCCCUUCCCAAACAGCUGCCAGCACUUCCAAAAUUUGCCACAAUUUUUUCCCCUCAGGACAACGAGAAGAACAACUCAAAUUCUGCUUUUGGUGAGGGUUGGAAUAAACAAAUCCCCUUCCCCCCCAAAAAAUACAACCCAAAACUGACCAAAAAUGUGUUGGUUUAAUACUUCAGGUGCAGAUUUUCACUGGAUAUAAAUAGGAGCAUUUCCAUUCCUCGCUGGGCAGCAGGAGGUCACAGAGCCACGGCAGAGGUGACACCAUGCCCCACUGUCACCUGUGCCAUCACCCAGCCAUGUCCUGGCCAGUGAGAAAUGAGAAACAGCAACGAUUCUGGGGUCUUGCUGUGCAGGAAGAACUGGAUCCUAAAAAGUGCUGGAUGCCACAAUAUUCUCUGUUUCUGAAGCACAGGACAAUUCAGCAGAGAGCGAUUCUCCAGAGCCUGCUCCAGCCAUGCUGAGCGUGGAGUGAGGAGCAGAAGGUGGCCCCAAAGGAUUCCUCAUUUAAAUAAUUAAUGAAGCCUCAUUUGGGGGUGCAGCAAAUGCCACCACCCCAAACCACACACUCAGGGAAGCUUCCACACACUAUUUUUCUGCCAUCAGUUCCCACUUCUGGGUGCAAAGCCAAGGGUUAGAGCCAUGCCUUGGGUUUUGAACCGUGGGGUUGUGCUCAGAGGAUGUUUAUUCAAGCCAGGUGUCCAUCAAGCCUUUCAGAUCCUCUCUUCAUCAAAAAUGGGGCAAAUUAUUUCCCUUUCACUGAUAACUGACCCCCAGACAUCACAUCCACUCCCCAGGAUUCAACAGAGGAUCCAAACCCUUCCCAAGUUCGCUGUAAUGGGAACUCCCUGGAAGCAAAGUGUGCCACAAGAGAUUUUUAAGAAAAGCUCAAUGGUGCAUGUUUUUUUAGUAAUAUUUGUUUUAAAUUCAAACCACAGAGACUUCAGGCUGGACUUUGGUAUUUCAUUUGCCCCUUCUUGUAAAAUGUUAUUUUUCUGUGAACAUUGGAAAUGUUACAUUUGGAAAUGUAAAAUACUGUGACAGUAUCAUUUUUUAUUUAUGCAAAUGUUGUUUUAUAAUUUAUAUAAGGGACAUACACAUUGCAGGAAAAUGAUGUGAAGCCCAGAGAGUGUCAGGACACAAGAAGUUUUUCUUUUCAAAAGCUUUUUCAUAUAAUAAAACUCCACCACCUCUUCCCUACAGGAAUCUGAGCCAGUGCCUGGUGGCUGAGCAAGCACUGAUAGUUCAUGGA